AUGGAUCAGUGGAAGCUACUUUAUCCAAACUGGGAAAUCAAACUAUGGUCGCAAAACAACUUAUUCUCACUAUACAAUGAAGAACGAUACAAACAAUCUCGUAGUAGACGACAACAAGCCGACAUCAUUCGAUAUGAGCUCGUCUUUCAAUAUGGAGGCAUUUAUGUCGAUGUCGAUUUUGAACCGUUAAAAAAUAUGGAACCAUUACUUCAUGGUGUUAAAGCUUUUGUUGCUUAUGAAGGUCCACAAUUCGUUUGCAACGGCUGCUUUGGUUCAAUUCCCGGCCAUGAGCUAGUUACAAGAUUGAUGACACGUUUGGAUUCAAAUUGGCUCGAAUUUGAAAAUGGAUCAGUCAAUCAACAAACUGGAUCCUUGUACAUGUCUAAAGAAGUGGAAAAACUUCAACUAACCAUGGCUGAUGGGUUCCAAGUAUUUUCACCACACGUCUUUUUUCCAUAUGUCUGGAAUGAACCGGAUCCUGGUAGGCCCUAUGAUCCACUUUCUUAUGCCGUACAUCAUUUCCGAUCACUAGGUGAAAAUAAGAAAACUUCUCUAACACAAGAAGCUUCUCUAAUAGAAGAACGCAUUCAUUAA
This is a messenger RNA of Didymodactylos carnosus, 594 nucleotides long. NCBI's taxonomy places the organism in Eukaryota, Metazoa, Rotifera, Eurotatoria, Philodinida, Philodinidae. The record is from the annotation of a GenBank genome assembly.